CCGGAGGUGAUUCACGUGAACCUUAUUUCCCUGCGACUCACACGGGGGAGAGUGUUCUUCAUCCCCCAACUUCCAUUUGCUCUUCAUCCAUUCCUCAUCGUAAAGAAACCAUGUCUGCUAUUAUCAACGUACAGCCCUGGCUCAAGUUCACGGCAACGACGGUCGGCCGUGACAAGCUGUAUAGGGCAGUUCAGUACUUUUCCCGCUUUUUGGCCUGGUACUUGAUGCGACAGGGCUAUUCCAAGGAGACGGUUGUUCGAUUCAAUAACCUGAAGAAAAGCCUCGCCUUGUCGCGAAAAUUGAUGAGAAUUGGCAAGCCCAUUGAGCAUGUCGAAUCGGCUGUACUAGCCUCUAACAUCAAGGAUGAGUUCCUGCGUUUCUGCUCUGUCGGCAAGCAAUUGUCCUAUGCGGGAUACCUUACCUACGAUGCCCUUAUCUUUUUGGAUGGAGCGGGAGCAUACAGGUUCCAGAACAUUAAGCGCUACAACGAGCUGGCGAGCAAAUUUUGGCUGUCGGGAAUUUUGUUCAGCUUCGUGAUCGGACUGUACCGGACACGUCAGAUCCAGAUCCGAAGGGAGACUGCGAUGCGUGGUCUGAGGCACCAAGGGGAGAACGAGAAAUCGACAGCACGUACUGAGCUCCAGGGAUUGGCUAGGGAGCAACAUGGGGUGAACAAACAGUUACUGCAGGAUGGUCUCGACGCGUUGAUUCCGUCGUCUAGUCUGAAUUAUGUGGACUUGGAUGAUGGUGUUGUCGGUCUUAUUGGUACCGUUACAUCAAUCAUGGGUGCUCAAACUCAGUGGGCCAAGGUUAACAAGGCCAAGGUCUAGGACGAGGUACAUCAGUACAAAAGGAGACAUCGAAGCACCUCACGCUUGGAGAUUAGGAGGAGAAAAAAAAAAGAAGGGAUCGGCGGACAAAAUACAUAGCAGGUACCGGAAUGAAACCAGAAAGGAAGGGAGCAAGGUCGAUCUCUGUUGUUACUUAGCCUCGUUGCACUGCUUUUUGAACCAAGAAUUAAAAAACGUUUGUACAGAUUCUAUUUCUGGCCGAGGAAGAGGAUGGAGGAGAAUAAAAAAAAAAUUGAGCACCCAAGGAUGACA
This is a messenger RNA of Gamsiella multidivaricata, 1103 nucleotides long. Its product is annotated as peroxisomal biogenesis factor 11. Gene Ontology annotation, biological process: peroxisome fission; regulation of peroxisome size. Gene Ontology annotation, cellular component: peroxisomal membrane. The transcript has 6 exons. Lineage: Eukaryota; Fungi; Mortierellomycota; Mortierellomycetes; Mortierellales; Mortierellaceae. Bases 111 to 830 code for a protein of 239 amino acids. The record is from RefSeq and is a predicted model, not a curated record.